AUGGCGGCGAACGACGGCGAGACAAAGUUGCCCGAAGACGGCUGGAUACAACCGUGCUUCGCGUGCUCAAGAUUAACAUGGCAGAACGUCUCUCUGGGUGGCUUCAAGGUGUAUCGAUGUGCUUCGUGUGCCGAAACGUUUCGUGCGCGCGCGACUGCGAUGCAACCUCAGGAUGGAGGAGCGGCCGACGCAACCGCGGGAGACGACGGCGCAGAGGCAAAGGGCGACGUCUUGGCAUCUCUCAUGCUCAAGCUAAGAGCGAUCGUGGAUCAAGUCGGCGGCGAGCACUUGAAAGGUAGUUUGAUGCCCAUCGAAUAA
Molecule: messenger RNA, 318 nt
Organism: Ostreococcus lucimarinus CCE9901
Lineage: Eukaryota; Viridiplantae; Chlorophyta; Mamiellophyceae; Mamiellales; Bathycoccaceae
Exons: 1
Coding region: 1-318 (105 amino acids)
Source: RefSeq, a predicted model, not a curated record